CUACCACCUCAAUUACGAGCGAAACCAAACCAAUCCUUAUUCGCCGGUUUCUUUAUUUUCUUGGACUUUUUACGCAAAGCCGUAAAAAAAAAUCGUAAGUGUUGUAAUUUCUGAUAUUAUUCAACAACAGUUGACUAAAGUCUCCGAAAAGGAUCACGAAGGCUCACGGUGCAGGUGUUCGUCCAUAUGGCCGGUCCUUAUCUCUCACCCUUAGGGCCUCAGGCCGAUCUACUUACCGAGUAUAUGUUCGGUCGUCGUCGUCAGGUCAGUAGGCGUAAUCGGACAACAUUUACGCCGCAGCAAUUGCAAGAAUUGGAAUCCCUAUUCCAGAAGACUCAUUAUCCAGAUGUAUUCCUGAGGGAAGAAGUUGCUCUUCGAAUUUCACUCUCGGAGGCACGCGUUCAGGUAUGGUUUCAAAAUAGACGAGCAAAAUGGCGAAAACAGGCUCGUCUUCAAUUACUACAAGACGCAUGGAGAAUGCGUUGCUUAGGAUUAGGUAGUGCUACACCUCUUCUUUUGAGACCACCGCCGGCAACAGGAAUAGAAAGAUCAGAUGCCUCGUCACCACCACCGCCGUCGGCCUUAUCUGAACCCUCUCUUUCUUCUUCUUCUUCUUCUUCUUCUGCCGAGAAAUUGGUCGAAACAGGUGCGGCUGCAGCUGCAGCCGCCGCUACCGUACCAAUUUGCAGAGACUAUCGUUUACUUUCCGCUGCUCAUGGCUAUUCCAUGCAUUGUGACAAGUCGAACGACAAAGUUAAGUGCGGAUGUGGAUCUCCACCACGGAUUUGCAGUAGUUCUCCGGAAAAGGAUAUAGAACAGAGUAUUAGAGAGAGACCUCAAGAUGCUGAAAUCGAUUUAACUAUGAAAGGCCCUCAUACCUCGAGGCACAUUCAAAUAACAACAACACCGUUUAAUAUGAUAAGCACAUCGCAGCAAACUUUGAGACAUACCGAACAUGUGGAUGAGCCGUUGGACGCGAGACUUAGCAGUAAUAGAAAUAAUUAAU
Molecule: messenger RNA, 1006 nt
Organism: Vespa mandarinia (Asian giant hornet)
Lineage: Eukaryota; Metazoa; Arthropoda; Insecta; Hymenoptera; Vespidae
Biological process (GO): regulation of transcription by RNA polymerase II
Molecular function (GO): DNA-binding transcription factor activity, RNA polymerase II-specific; RNA polymerase II transcription regulatory region sequence-specific DNA binding
Source: RefSeq, a predicted model, not a curated record